Sphenostylis stenocarpa is the source of this 1293-nucleotide messenger RNA. Lineage: Eukaryota; Viridiplantae; Streptophyta; Magnoliopsida; Fabales; Fabaceae. The record is from the annotation of a GenBank genome assembly.
AUGGCCAUCACCACCCAAUCACAACCCUUUUGCUUUGCCCUAAGUCUCUUAGGAAUCCUUCAUUUCUUCAUCUUCUUCUUUCUCUCUCAAGCCACUACUCAUUAUCUCAUUCACCGUGAUUCCCCUUUAUCUCCAUUCUAUGACCCCAAAACCACCCCCUCUGAUCGCUUCCACAGUGCUUUCCAACGCUCAUGGAACCGCGUCAACAGUUUCAAACAUGCUGGUGCAAACCCUAACAAUGGCAACUCACUGGCCCCUAUGACUGGUGGAGGUGGAGAGUACCUCAUGAAAAUUUUCAUUGGAACUCCACCGGUUGAGGUUAUUGCCAUAGUUGACACAGGCAGUGAUCUCAUAUGGACACAGUGUUUGCCAUGCAUAAAAUGUCACAACCAACCUACUCCUAUCUUUGAUCCUCGCAAUUCCAGAUCAUACAGCACACUACCAUGCAGAUCUACAUUUUGCAACUCAAGAUACGUACAGUAUCCACGGUGUGACAGGAAUAGCAUAUGUUGGUAUGGUUAUUCUUACUUUGAUGGUUCUCACACUGAGGGAAACCUUGCCUCUGAAACCUUUACCCUAGGCACCCAAAACCCAAUUACUCUUCCAAACACUCUAUUUGGGUGUUCACACAACACUGGUGGGACAUUUAUCAGUUCAGAGUCAGGCCUCAUUGGUCUUGGUCGAGGCAAGCUUUCACUACUUUCUCAAUUUGGUAUAAAAAAAAUGUCUUAUUGUCUAGUUCCCAGAACCAUGAAGUCCACUAGCAAGAUUAUUUUCGGUGAAGAUUCUGUGGUUUCUGGUCCUGAAGUCGUUACAACCCCUUUUGUUACAACUGCUACUUCUAACCAUUACCUCAUCACAUUGGAGGCUUUAAGUGUAGGGGAAGAGAGGAUUGAAUUUGCAAACCAGGUUGGUAUUGAGGGGAAUGUGGCCAUUGAUUCUGGAACAACAUAUACUUUUCUGCCAUCAGGCCUUUAUGAUGGUUUGGUAUCUGCUUUGGAAAACACAAUAAGGGCUCAAAGGGUGAGUGACCCAUAUGGUGUUCUUAGGCUUUGUUAUCAAACUACUGCUGACAGAAUCAGAUUUCCCAUCAUCACAGCACAUUUUAAGGGAGGGGAUGUGAGGUUGCAGCCAGUGAAUACGUUCUCUUGGAUGAGGGAGGAUGUGGCAUGUUUGACAAUGGUUCCCAGCAACGUGACUUUCUAUGGAAACUUGGCUCAGACAAAUUUCUGGGUUGGAUAUGACCUUGAGGCUGGCACUGUGUCCUUUAAGCCUACUGAUUGUUCCCUGUGA